AUGACGAAAACUGCCAAAAAGCCCGGUGGUGAAUCUUCACCUGCUCGGAAUGGCCCGAAGUUUUCGCUGUGGAAUUUUUGGGUUAGUGCGACACUUUUGAAGCUACUUUUGAUCCCAGGUUAUUAUAGCACAGAUUUCGAUGUUCAUCGCAAUUGGCUUGCAAUUACCAACAAGCUACCAUUGAAAGAGUGGUAUUUUGAAGAUACCAGUAUGUGGACUCUGGACUACCCACCAUUUUUCGCAUUUUUUGAGUGGAUUUUGUCGCUAUUCGUACCAAAAUUUGUGCGAAAAGAUGGGUGUCUUGACAUCGUGAAAGUUGGCGAUUUUGGGCUCCCCACGGUGAUAUUCCAGCGUGGCACCGUCAUUUUUAGUGAAAUUUUGUUGUUUGCAGUUUUGCAAAUUUACAUAAACAAGAGUUCUCUUAGCGAACGGUCUGCAAAUUUCGUCGUUGCCAGCAGCAUUGUACUAUCUCCCGGGUUUCUCAUUAUAGAUCACAUUCAUUUUCAAUACAACGGGUUUCUGUUCUCGAUCCUAAUCGCAGCAAUUCUUGCUGCAAAGCACCAGCGUUACUUAUUUUGUGGGUUUUUUUUCGCUACCGCUUUAUGCUUUAAACACAUCUUUCUUUACCUGGCACCCAGUUUUUUUGCAUUUCUGUUGCGAGUGUAUGUUUUGAACUUUUCAAACUUCAAGUUCAAGAGUUACUAUGAUUUGAUUUCGAUCGUUCAAUGGAAAAACCUAUUCAAAUUGGGUGGGGUCGUGCUAGCUGUUUUCACCGUCAGCUUCGCACCCUUUAUUUCUCAGUGGCCGCAAGUGGUAACCAGACUCUUUCCAUUCUCCAGAGGUCUGACGCACGCUUACUGGGCACCCAAUUUCUGGGCCAUAUACACUUUACUCGACAAAAUUUUGACGCUAUUAUUUUUGAAAGUCCCUUACGUCCACAGGUUGCUCACGCAGAUUAUUGCUCCACCACUAAUUCCAGCAACUAUCGAAGAGAUUAAAUGGAAACUGCAACAGUAUAACGUAGGGACGAAGGGUCUCGUCCAAGACGUCUAUUUCGUGAUCCUACCCCAGAUCCAGCCUAAAUUAACGUUUCUACUCACUUUGUUCUACCAAAUACUGGCGGUGAUACCAGUUCUGUUCAGCCCUUCAUUCAAAAGAUUUGUGGGAUCCUUGACUCUUUGUGGGUUUGCUUCGUUCCUGUUUGGCUGGCACGUCCACGAAAAGGCAAUCAUGUUGGUGAUCAUUCCUUUCUCCUUUUUGGUCAUAUCUGACAGAAGACUUUUGACACCGUUCAGGCUCGUGGUAUCUGCAGGCUACGUUUCAUUGUUUCCCCUUCUGCACGGAUCGGCUGACUUUCUUCUGAAACUUCUCUACACUUUAGUUUGGAGUAUUAUCUAUUUCCUUGCAUUGAGGCAGGUCACCAAAAUGUCAUCCAGUGUUCGGCGUCGCGUGUUUUUCUUCGACCGUUUUGCCCUUUUCUACAUCAUUAUGCUGCUGCCUAUGGUGAUUGGAGUCCAGAUGUUGGAUGCGCUGAAAUGGAGAUAUGAAAUCCUCCAGAAAUAUGAGUUUGCAGGCCUUAUGAUUUACAGUAUUUACUGCUCAAUUGGCACACUUAGCUCAUGGGUAGGACUUUCAUGGCUGUACAAUUUCGACGAGCCACUUUGGGAAUGA
Molecule: messenger RNA, 1671 nt
Organism: Lachancea lanzarotensis
Lineage: Eukaryota; Fungi; Ascomycota; Saccharomycetes; Saccharomycetales; Saccharomycetaceae
Gene: ALG8
Product: LALA0S01e17634g1_1
Exons: 1
Coding region: 1-1671 (556 amino acids)
Biological process (GO): protein N-linked glycosylation
Cellular component (GO): endoplasmic reticulum membrane
Molecular function (GO): dolichyl pyrophosphate Glc1Man9GlcNAc2 alpha-1,3-glucosyltransferase activity
Source: RefSeq, a predicted model, not a curated record